This is a messenger RNA of Rosa rugosa (rugosa rose), 1427 nucleotides long. RefSeq lists its product as uncharacterized. The transcript is spliced from 5 exons. The record is from RefSeq and is a predicted model, not a curated record. The coding region runs from base 250 to 1173 and encodes 307 amino acids. NCBI's taxonomy places the organism in Eukaryota, Viridiplantae, Streptophyta, Magnoliopsida, Rosales, Rosaceae.
UAAAUGCAUACUUCAUAUACUGCUUGCUAUGUCUAACUGAUUAUCAUUGCAUUUUUGACUAUAUCUUCCCAGAAGAAACACAAGGAGAUUUCAAAGAUUUGAAAGUUGCUCUAUAUGUUCUUACACUUCUUCAUGUUGCCUCCAUUUACUAAUCAUCUCAAAACUUAAACACCAAACAGAACCAUUCCCAAUUUAGAAGCAAAACAAGGAAGCUAGCUACCACCUAUAGCUAGGUAGAUAGCUACAACCAUGGAAGAAUCCCCAUAUAGUUCUAGGGGACAAGACGAACCCGAGUUCAGCUUGAGAGAUUGGGCUGUCAAGGCUAGAGGAAUCAGCCGCGAAAACACGAAUUCCAGAAGGUUCUCAGCAUCCUACAUUAGAAGCUUUAGAGAAGACACAAGGUCUUUCAGAUCAAACAUUACCAUCUCCAGCACUGCUUCUUCUCCUGGCUAUGCCUUAAGAGAUGAAAUUGACCCUGCAACUUACUCAUUCACCACUGCCCUCAAAGCAUUGCAAGCAAGGUCUGCCUACAAUAGUUGGGAGGCUUUAUCCCCAGAUGGGUUUGCUUUACAUUCAAAGUGGAAUGAAGCAGAGAAAUACAUAUGCAACCCUCUUUCAGGACAAGUCCCAAUGGAGUGUUUAUCUGCAAAAACACUUAGUGGAAGAUCGUUUCGAAACAUAACGAAUCGUAUCACAAUGUCUGCACCUCUCGUUUACUCUUCUCACACUAGGCCAAUCCAUACCACCAAGCAUUCUUAUUCAACCAAAGAAGACUUGGCUCGUCAAUUCCCAAUUCCAGCAAAGAAAAAUGAGGGUAUGACCAGAGAUGUUGGAACUCAAAGCACUCCUCCUGAUAUCAGUUCUAGCAGUCUUAGCUCUGCUUCAACUCCUCCCAUUGUAGAAAGAUCAUUAAAUCGAUUUCGUGGCGGAGAUUCACCAAAUUCAAAUUCAAAUUCAAAACCAAAAUCUGAAGAAGAGGUUGAAGAAGAAGAGAUGGAAGUGAAAGAUACAGAAGAGGAAGAAGAAACAAAAAGGGAAAAGGAAGAGAGAAAGAAAAAAGAAGAGCAAAAGUGGAGGCAAGGUGGGUGCUUGUCAUGGAUGAGAAAAAGGUACAGAGAGAAACACAAACCAAGAAAGAAGAAUAUGUUUCUUUCUCAUCUCAAAGCGUGCUGAAUAUGAAAACAAAAGAGAGAACUGCAAAUCAAUAAUGUGGAGACCCAUUGGAGGGGUCUAAGAGAUUCUCUGGCUUGAGACUUGCUGCAGGGUCACUGAGUUCGUCUGUGAUCAAGAGAAGAGAAGAAUGAAUCUUGUAAUGCGGUUUUUAGUGGUUGUUUUGUGUCGGUUUUCUUCUGUUGUAGAAUAGAUCAGUCAUCUUUAUGCUUUGUUCUUGUUUAUGGUCCAAAUGGCUGACAAAAGGUUCACAUGCA